This is a messenger RNA of Kluyveromyces lactis, 348 nucleotides long. It is a transcript of the gene TAH1, whose product is annotated as Tah1p. NCBI's taxonomy places the organism in Eukaryota, Fungi, Ascomycota, Saccharomycetes, Saccharomycetales, Saccharomycetaceae. The transcript has a single exon. Gene Ontology annotation, cellular component: membrane; TRC complex. The coding region runs from base 1 to 348 and encodes 115 amino acids. Gene Ontology annotation, biological process: post-translational protein targeting to endoplasmic reticulum membrane. Gene Ontology annotation, molecular function: molecular adaptor activity; protein binding. The record is from RefSeq and is a predicted model, not a curated record.
AUGCCAAGCUUUGAAGAGUUCAAGAUCAAAGGAAACACUGCAUACAAACAGAAUAACUUCACUGAUGCUGUGAAUUUUUACAAGAAAGCGAUCACUUAUGAUCCGACAAAUCCAGUAGGCUAUUCGAACUGUGCUAUGGCGUUGAUAAAACUGAACAAUUACGCAGAUGCCUCUCAAAUGUGUCAAAGAGGGUUGUUUUACGUUAAUGAACAAACCGACAACGAUAACAAAGUUCGCAAAAAACUUCAGUGGAGGUUAAAUGUCUGUUCAGAGCAGCUCAAAGAUGACCUGAUUUCGGUGCAAAUUCAUGAAGUAGAUAAACUACCGAGUAAAUAUCAAGAUCUUUGA